AAAAAUCGUGCGCCGCCAAUUCCUUUUCCAAUUUCCCAAGUUCCACUUCGACCGCUUUGGACCAUCCAAUUUAGAUUGCGUUUAAUAAAGUCAUUUCAAUGGUAAAUUUAUUCAUAAUUCCUGAAAUAAAAGGCAGGAUCGAGAAUGGGAUCUCAAUACCGUUGAUCAGUUAUUUGUACAGAACUAAAAUCUCAGACUGAGAGCGGAGGUCAGUGCCAAACUACAAAAGCCGGUGGGAUUGAUCAUGGAGGAUGGACGUGAUCGCCCCAUUCUGCUUCCGCCGCCCAAUUUCUCGAUGGUCGAGGACAACAUUUUUCGAUCCAGUUUUCCUCGACCUCCCCAUUUCCCCUUCCUUCAAACCCUAAAUCUUCGAUCUAUCAUAUACUUGUGUCCUGAACCAUAUCCGCAGGAAAAUGUGGAAUUUCUUCGGUCACAGGACAUUCGACUCUUUCAGUUUGGAAUCGAGGGAAAGACGGAGGUUUCAGUACCGAUUCUGAAGGAUACUGUCAUGGAUGCUCUGAAAGUCUUACUUGAUGUGAGAAAUCACCCUCUUUUAAUCCAUUGCAAACAAGGAAAGCAUCGAACAGGUUGCCUGGUGGGUUGCUUGAGAAAAUUGCAGAAGUGGUGUUUGUCUUCAGUGUUUGAGGAGUACAACAGAUUUGCUGGUGCCAAAUCGAGGAUGGCGGAUUUAAGAUUCAUAGAAUCGUUUGAUAUAUUAUGCCUGAGGCAUUGCCUUUACAGUAUUAUAUACCAGUACCAAGGAUAUAAUUCAACCAAGAGGCGGUUGUUGUAUAAAGAAGAGAAUUUACAGAAGCCCCAAAUGACAUCCGUAUAGAUGCUGCGGCAUUCGAUGCCUGGUUGGGUAGAAUUCAUCCUUGUUCAACACCAUGCACAUGCUUAGAAGUCACAUUAAAACACCUGGCCUUGCAGUUUUCUUUUGCCUCUCCCAGUGAAUCCAAUUUUACAGUGGCCCUUGCUUUCCAUCUUCCAAGAACUUUUCUUUUUAUUUUUUGGGUUAAUAUAAUAUUUGGUUCAUCGAGUUUCAAACUGCAUGUUU
Molecule: messenger RNA, 1057 nt
Organism: Neltuma alba
Lineage: Eukaryota; Viridiplantae; Streptophyta; Magnoliopsida; Fabales; Fabaceae
Product: tyrosine-protein phosphatase DSP5
Exons: 5
Coding region: 245-835 (196 amino acids)
Biological process (GO): protein dephosphorylation
Cellular component (GO): cytoplasm
Molecular function (GO): phosphatase activity
Source: RefSeq, a predicted model, not a curated record